AUGAGAAAUAAUAUAACAGUUGAUAAUUCAAUAGCAAAAUCUCAGUCAGUCGAAAUGAAAUCAUCAGAGAAAUGCAGUGGUCGAGAUAUAAACACUAAGUUUGAUAUUGACAUCGGUUAUGCUAUUAAAUUGUUAAAAAAAGAAGAUGAAAGUGUAAAUGUGUACAACCAUUUGCAAGGUAUCUUAGAUAAAAUAUCAUCAGAAAGGCCAACAAGUCCACUUGAAAACUUUGAAAAAUAUAGUCAGUUAUUAAAGCGCACAUAUAUCCAUAAGGAAGUUAACUUUGAACGAGUUUUUAUUGAUAAUAUAAACCGGAGUUACUGUCAAAAAAGUCUACAAAUGUAUAAGUGUGCUUUGAAGAAACAAUCGGAAAAACAAAAACAGUAUAAUAUUAAUAAGAAUAACAGUAAAAACCCGGAAAAUGUGAUAGGCAAGAAGAAGAAAAUCAUCGUGAAUAACAGUAACAAUAUUAAUGUGCAAGUGCAGAAUCUUUUCGAAGUAAACUUAAUGUUCAACAAAGCCGGCUGCGGACUGCCAUUGGACGAAGUCGCUUUGAUAUCGAUGUCAAUGAACGAAAUGGCACUAUUAAAUAAAUUUAAAAAAAUCAGGUUUUGGGGAAAAAUAUUUGGAAUAAAAAAAAUAUAUUUUAUAAUAGAAUGCGAAUGGACGGACGCAGAGUUAACUCGAAAAACAUUGGUAAUUACUCAAAUGAAUAUGACUAAAAAGAACGAUUCGUCCGAGUCGAAACACGAAAUGGAGUCUGUGCGAUCCACCGUAAAUAAAUUCCAGGAUUCAAUUGAUUCCAAUGUAUCAGUUUUCGACGUUGAAAUGACUAACGAUGCAAUAAAAUCUGACGACUCGUGGACAUCUUCCAGAAAAAACUACAACUGUGAAACUGAAACAUCGGAAGUGUUACCACCAGAAAUGAUUGGGAAAGGUGCAAACAAACGUGUUUACUUUGUCUCUAAUGAAUUAAAUUCGAAAUGGAUUGAACUAGAUUCGGUGCAACCGUAUCAAAUUGUCGAAGCGCGAAGGAUCAAACGAUAUUUCACCGGAAAAUUGAACCAGCCAAUAAUCAGUUUUCCAAAGUUCAAAGGAAUGGAACUCGAUUAUCUAAGAGCUCAAAUUGCACGAAUAUCGUCAAGUACUCAGAUAUGCCCACGAGGGUACUAUGUCUUUAAUAGUGCAACAUCAACUUCAGAGAAUACGCUAGAGAAAACCCAGUCUGAAGUUUCAUCGAACUUCACAGAAACAAUUAAUUUUGAUUUAAUUCCGAACAAAAAUGUCAAACCCAUUCCAAACAAGGAUAUGAUUAAUUUGAAUUAUUGGGUGCAUAAAAAUCCUCAAAUAAAUGAUACCGGAAUUACUGCUAAUCAUCCGGGUGCCCUUUUUUCGUCCAAGUUGAUACAAGAUUCUAAUAUUGAUGAAAUCAGUGUGUAUGAAGAACUCGAAGAAUAUGAAGUUAAUAAUAAAGAAAGUUCUUUGAAUGCCAACGGAGAGUUGUUUGGAAAUUUAAGUCAGGAUAUCACAAUUGAAAAUGAAUCGGCAUGGAAAGGUUUUAUAUGCUCUCCUUUUAAUACCCGUUAUUCUUAUACAGUGAUGAUGUCUCACAUAUGGCCAGGAGCAUAUGCAGUUGUUGAUAAAUUAAAAACGGAUUUUGUGUACAUUGGAUGGGCUCAAAAACAAGAUUGUUCUCAGUAUGCUCAGCUUUCUUCAAAAUUAAUAGAUGGAUAUAAAAUGGAAAUGUCUACUAAGGAAAGUCAAACAGAGUAUGAGGAAGUUCAAAAGAUUCAAAAUAAUCAAAUAACUGAUUUAGAAUUAAAAUUACAAAUUCCAUCAAACGAAUACAUAUUCGAAGAAGUAGAAAAUGAACUUAGUAUUGAUUAUGAUAUCGAAUAA
Molecule: messenger RNA, 1899 nt
Organism: Sipha flava (yellow sugarcane aphid)
Lineage: Eukaryota; Metazoa; Arthropoda; Insecta; Hemiptera; Aphididae
Product: radial spoke head protein 6 homolog A-like
Exons: 9
Coding region: 1-1899 (632 amino acids)
Biological process (GO): cilium assembly; axoneme assembly; cilium movement involved in cell motility
Cellular component (GO): radial spoke; axoneme
Source: RefSeq, a predicted model, not a curated record